AUGGUUCAUAGUUCAGGAAGUGGGCUUCAUAUCCCUUUAUUGUUUUGGUUUNCUGGUGUGAUCGAGAUUGAGAAUCCGAACAGAGUGAAACAGAAAAUGAAGAAAGCCUCUCAACUUGAUACUGUAGCAGAUAAGCCCCAGUUGUCCCGGCGUGAACGAGAGGAACUGGAUAAACAGAAAGCUAAACUACAUUAUCAAAAAAUGCACGCUGCUGGUAAAACAGAAGAAGCAAGAGCAGAUUUGGCCAGGCUUGCGAUCAUAAGAAAGCAACGCGAGGAAGCUGCAUUGAAACGUGAAGCUGAUAUCAAAGCAAAAGAAGAAGCAUCCAAGGCCAAACAAACCGCAACUGCCAAAGCCCUCGGAAAGAAAUAAUAUGUCCGUCUGGACAGACGAAUCUAUCUCCGGACGGACGAAUCUGUUCUCGGUGCUGGACGGACGAAUCUAUAGAGCCUCGUCUUAAAGGGAUUGCUAAC
Eurytemora carolleeae is the source of this 473-nucleotide messenger RNA. RefSeq names its product 28 kDa heat- and acid-stable phosphoprotein-like. The coding region runs from base 1 to 372 and encodes 123 amino acids. Gene Ontology annotation, cellular component: cytosol. The transcript is spliced from 4 exons. Lineage: Eukaryota; Metazoa; Arthropoda; Copepoda; Calanoida; Temoridae. The record is from RefSeq and is a predicted model, not a curated record. Gene Ontology annotation, molecular function: RNA binding.